Fusarium falciforme is the source of this 2900-nucleotide messenger RNA. RefSeq lists its product as hypothetical. The transcript has 4 exons. Gene Ontology annotation, molecular function: 23S rRNA (adenine(1618)-N(6))-methyltransferase activity. Gene Ontology annotation, cellular component: nucleus. The record is from RefSeq and is a predicted model, not a curated record. Gene Ontology annotation, biological process: rRNA base methylation. NCBI's taxonomy places the organism in Eukaryota, Fungi, Ascomycota, Sordariomycetes, Hypocreales, Nectriaceae. The coding region runs from base 1464 to 2900 and encodes 478 amino acids.
AUGUCGGAAUCUCGCAAAUCCAAGUCACCGCUUCGGGCUCUGGACCCUCAGCCCAUGCGAAGCCCUUCUCCUCCCGAUGGACGAGCUCCGGAGAGAGCAAAGUCGUAUCCGGGACCUGACUCCCAGUCUCAGCAGUAUGGUCCUCAGCCGUACAAUCCCCAAGAUUACUCCAACCAGAGCUACAACCCUCAAAACUACGGCCCGCCACCAAACAACUAUGGAUCUCAGAACUACAACCAGCCGUACAACCCCCAGAACUACCCUCCUGUCUCCGGUCCUCAGACAGGUCCUGCCAUGUUUCCCACGCGCCCAGUGUCCGACUCGUAUCUUCCCGACCAUGGCGGAGCAAUGGCCAGCAGCACCAAGAUCACCACCACCCAACAGUAUAGCACCCAGCAGCAGUAUAGCUCUCAGCAGCAAAUGGUGCCAGCCAUGGCCCCCACUUCGCUUCGAGAGCUCCAAGCUCUCAAGACGACGUGCCAGUUUAGUCUGCGCGAGUACCUCAGCCUGCAGCGGCAGAGACGGAGCGGUGACUCGGCCAUGUCGGCGUAUGAGCUGGACACGCGCAUCCGCAACCACACCACCGUGAUGCUCAGUGAUCUACGGAUCCUCCAGAGUGAGGUGCGCGGGAUUGGCAAGGAGGCCGAGAACCACCGCUGGAGGAGGUGGAUUAUUGGUGGUGCUAUGUGAGUUAAUCGAUCAACCCACUCGGAGCUGCACAGACUAACAUGCCACAGUGCCACGUUUAUUCCCUUUAUUCGCAAAUUCUGGCGCCGGAGCCACGACGACGAGGAAUCAGCAAUGUCGGCCAAUGACACCGAGUACGCCUUCCGCAAGUCCAAGGGCCUUCUCGAGUACAUCAAGAACGCCCUCCUCGGCCACGGCAGAUGGGCCAAGUUUGCCUUUAUCGUCUUCGCGGUGCUGUUUGUGUUCUCCAACGAGGUGUCGCUCCGGGUGGCCCGGACGGUGCAGAAGCGCAUCAAGAAGCUCUGCGCGCGCAUCGAGCAGGGCGACCCGGACAUUGACGAGAAGGAUAUGAAGGUGCUCGAUGGCUGGCGAUGGAGGGUUCUCUUGUGGUAAGCACUACAGGACGGGAUGGGACAUGAAUGAUAUCGUAGUAUGAGGACAUGAUUUUAACGAAGCCUCGGCGAUUGCAUUUCUUGUAUUAUUCUUUUUGGGGUUUCGGUUUCUUAGAUAUUUCGUGCCACUCAAUUUACUUUGGACAAAUAGUAAUUGACGCUUUACUCGCAUUGUCGCUGUCUUGUCUGAUGGUGACAUGGAACUUUAUUUGUGAGGCCGUGGGUCGUGCGCUGGAGGGGAGGGCCUCGCUCGGAAUCUUCACUAAACACCUCCAUUAGAGCCAAGACAUCGGCGCGUCGCGACUCACCACCAUCAACGAUUUUCAUCGCACGCGUUGUAGAUAUUGGACACUCAAACUCAUACGUCUUUGGAAAACUCAUUUAAUGGGAGAGAAGCGCAAAGCAACAGAAGAGGCUCCUGGCCAGCCAAUGGCCAAGGGUCUCGACAGUGUCACAUCUCAGGAAGCGACCCUGCAAAAGCCACUGGAAGGGCCACCAGAAGACGAUGUUUCUCGAGAUCGCCACUUUGCUGACUUGUACACGAAAACGCCCGACUUUAAACAACUGGCGCUCCAGGACAAAGGAUUUGCUCUACUAUGGAACAAGCACAAGCCGGAUUUCUUCGACAACCCGCAAUGUGUCAUGCAGCUGACCAAGACUCUUCUCAAACUUGACUUUGGACUUGAGAUUGAACUUCCUGAUGACCGACUCUGUCCUCCUGUCACGAAUCGACACAACUACGUGCUGUGGCUGAAGGGCCUCCUGGAUAGCACUUCGUAUGAGAAACCGGGAAGUAAACUCGUUGGUCUGGAUAUUGGUACCGGGGCGAGUUGUAUCUACCCUCUUUUGGGCUGUGCCCAACGACCAUGGGAAUUCAUCGCCACUGAUAUCGAUGCAAAGAGUCUUGAGCACGCUCGCAAAAAUGUAGCUCUUAACAAACUAGAGCACCGGAUCAAGGUCGUGGAACGAAAGCCAACAGACGCCAUCAUCCCUCUCGACGAUCUCAACGUAGAUAAAAUCGACUUCACAAUGACCAACCCGCCCUUUUACAAAUCAGAGCAAGAAAUGAUCAAGAGUGCCGAGCAAAAGUCUCGGCCACCUUUCACGGCAUGCACGGGAGCCAAGGUCGAGAUGGUUACCGAAGGUGGCGAAGUCGCUUUUGUCGACCGUAUUCUCAAGGAGUCGCUCAAGCUACGAGAGCGUGUGCGUUGGUACACGGCCAUGUUUGGUUUCCUGACGAGCUUAGUCGACUUUAUCGCCAAACUCCGCGAGCGAGGAAUCGACAACUACGCUGUGACUGAGUUUGUCCAGGGCAGCAAGACGCGACGGUGGGCGAUCGCCUGGAGCUUUGGGAGCAUGCGGCCGACGCAGGAAGUUGCUCGCGGUAUCAAAACGGCUGUCCCAAAGAACAUUCUCCCAGAGAUUACGGAAGAAGAGGUCGUCGAUGUGCCUUUGCCCGAGAAAGUUGGCGAUUUCGCAGAUCGUUUCAGAGAUGAGAUUGCCAAGCUCGAGCUGACAUCAUGGGAGUGGGAUAAGGAGCGCCUCGAGGGCACGGGACGAGCCGCCGACAGAGUGUGGGCACGAGCAUGGAGAAGACGGAAGCAACGGGAGAUGCAGACCGAGGUCGCCGACGGGUCCAAGGCCGAAGGGGCAAAGUGUGUCCUCGCGUUCAAGGUGUCUAUCCGCGUCGCCCAGGAUCACAUCUCGGUGAGCUGUCGAUGGCUCGAAGGCCACGAUGCUGUCGCGUUUGAGAGUUUCCGGGGAUACUUGAAGAAGACGGCACGGGGCAUCGUGGGCUCUGAGGGGGGCACACGGACUUGA